Messenger RNA from Lithohypha guttulata, 354 nucleotides. RefSeq lists its product as uncharacterized. The transcript has 2 exons. NCBI's taxonomy places the organism in Eukaryota, Fungi, Ascomycota, Eurotiomycetes, Chaetothyriales, Trichomeriaceae. The record is from RefSeq and is a predicted model, not a curated record. The coding region runs from base 1 to 354 and encodes 117 amino acids.
AUGGACGACAAGCUACAGUCAACAACGAUUACCAACCAUGGACUCAACGACACAGAGCUUGCUAGUGCCGAUGUCGUCGUUGUGGAAAAGGCCGGUACUUCCAGAGACGCUGAACACAUGCGACGUCUGGGCAGGAAACAGGAGCUACGGCCACAUUGUGUCGUUGCAUUUGGGCUCUUCAAUGGUGGCACAGCCGGGCUCAUCUACACGUACCUCAUUGUGAGUACCGCACUGGUCAGGCGGAUUCGGGUUUCUGAGCUCACACAUCAACAGAAUUUGCACCUCGCCGUGCCCAGAAAGUACUUUCAUACUUCAUCGGCUGGCUCUGUACCCUGGGUUGGCAAAGUGGAGUAG